AUCCCAUCCCAUCCCCGUCAUCGUCAUCUCCCCCUCCUCCUUCUCCUCCUCCUCCUCAUUGUCCGUCGUGUCGUGGGCCCUCGGACUCGAAUCCUAGUUCUCAUCCUCCUCCGUUGUCAGGACCUCGAUCUCAUCCUUAUCCUUUUCAGCUAAUCCCUCCCUCAUCCUCCGUCCUCUCCUCCUCCCCCUCCCCCUUUCUUCUUCCGUAAUAAUAUACUUGCUCCAUCGAUAGGCCUUUGCCAAGUCUUCUCCAGAUUACGUCUCGGUCAAGAUUACAGACCAUAUUGCUAUCAUGGACGCACACGCACCCAUCACAUACUACCAGACGACCAUCCCGCCAGGACACCCGAUGCCAUACCCAAAUGGACGAGCCUCGCUGGGCGUAGGUGCCUUGACCCCAAUAUCUAUGGAUUCGAUGGGCACCAGGAUGCCUGUCUACUCCAACCAAGGCCAAGCGCCCCCUACCGACUCUGGUUAUGGCUCGGCGCAUUAUCAUUCUGCAGCAACAACAUCUGUUCCGGUGCAGCACCAGCAAUAUCAGCAGCAGCAACCCACGACCCAUAUACAUCUGCAACAGCAACAGCAACAACAGUACAUGCCUCUUCAAACAAUGGUAACGCCUAUGCCUCAAAGCCAGCCCCAAUCCCACCAACAGCAGCACCAUCAGCAGCAAAUCCAGUCAAUACAGCCGAUAACGACCUCCCAACACAACAUCUCCCACUCGCAUUCGUACAAACAGCCGCAGCAGCCGCCUUACAUCCAGCAAACGCAGCAGACUCACCUUCAACAGCAGCUACAGCAACAGCAUCAAAUACAGCAUCAUAUGCAGGCCCAACAGGCGCAGCAGGUACAGCAAGCACAACAGCGCCAGCAAAUCCUUGGUCCAGCGGUCGUUACGUCCCACCCCACGCAUCAAUCCCAGAUUCAAGUGCAGCCACAUAUGCAUCAGCAGCUACACCAGCACCCGUCCGUGAAGUCGCAGAGUCAGCAGCAACAACAGCAACAGCAGCAGCAACCACAACAUCAUCAACAUCGUGAUCAUGCGAGAGACCACCGAAACGGCUAUUCCAACUCUGGCGCUAUGGAGCAUGUUAUCAACCCUCAGACCAGCACUCUUCAACUCGCGGAAUUUGCAUCUGUGAUGGUUUAUACCCUCUGGCACACAAGACCCAACAUCAAUGGCGCCUCUAGCAACGCCUACAACGUUGUUCCUCACCGGAUAAGCGUACCUCCGUCUGCUGGACCUGCAUUCAGAAAGUUUUGUUUGAAGGUGUUAUCGGCAACGCAACUGUCGUCUUCGGUCAUUCUCCUAUCCUUAAAAUACAUCCAGAAGCUGCUUAAGAACAAUCCUUCUAUACAUGGACAACAGGGAUCCGAGUUCCGUCUCUUCACAGUUUCAUUAAUGCUUGCCAACAAGUUUCUCGACGACAACACGUUUACGAACAAGACAUGGUCUGAGGUCACAGGAAUCAGCGUGAAGGAGAUCAAUGUGAUGGAGAUGGAGUUCCUGAACCAGGUCCAGUUCAGUCUGUUCGUGAGUGAGGCGGAAUAUCUGGAUUGGCUGCACAGUUUGGAGACAUGGCUCAAACAACAGGGACAGACGCAAACGCAGGGACCCAACUAGUUACUUCAUUAAAGCUGCAACAAAAAUACAUUCUGCAAAGGUGCUCCGUGACCUGAUUAUAGACAUAUGUUACACAAACAUGCUAUUUGUACGUCAGGCUCAGGGUGAAUAGGAUAAAAGUCGAGGAGUGACUUACGCCCUUUCAGGUUCAGCGCGUCAGGCCACUUAGAGUCCUUUACCCGUUGAAGGUAGCAUUAGCCAUGUUCUGGCAGUGUCGUGCUCCCGACCGCACUGGAGGCCGGCCUUGGGGCUCAACUUGUGUACUGCGUCAUAUGUCGAUGGCUGAAAACCACCACAAGUCAGGUCAGGACAGAUGACUGAGCAGCCCUGAGUCU
Gamsiella multidivaricata is the source of this 1959-nucleotide messenger RNA. RefSeq names its product cyclin-domain-containing protein. The transcript has 2 exons. Gene Ontology annotation, biological process: regulation of cyclin-dependent protein serine/threonine kinase activity. The coding region runs from base 293 to 1624 and encodes 443 amino acids. Lineage: Eukaryota; Fungi; Mortierellomycota; Mortierellomycetes; Mortierellales; Mortierellaceae. Gene Ontology annotation, molecular function: cyclin-dependent protein serine/threonine kinase regulator activity; protein kinase binding. Gene Ontology annotation, cellular component: nucleus; cyclin-dependent protein kinase holoenzyme complex. The record is from RefSeq and is a predicted model, not a curated record.